GUCUACAAGUAGAGAGGCACCAACCAUUCUCUUUCGUCAAAUUGCCGCGUGGAACUCGAACGCCCGAACAGGGAUAGAUACGCGCAGAGGGAGGGAGAGAGAGAGAACUUGAGGAUGACGUCGAAAGGGUUAUUCUGCUUCGCUUGCAUCGGACAAGCGACUGUGGGUGUGGUGGAGCAGUGGGGGCGGUUCCAGCGAAUCGCCGGCCCGGGCUUCCACUUUUUAAACCCAUUCGCCGGAGAGUGCCUUGCCGGCGUCCUAUCUACACGUGUAUUUUCUUUGGAAGUUCGCAUCGAGACUAAGACCAAGGACAAUGUUUUUGUGCAAUUACUUUGUUCUAUUCAGUAUCGAGUUAUCAAGGAAAACGCUGAUGAUGCAUUCUAUGAGUUGCAAAAUCCCCAGGAACAGAUUCGAGCUUAUGUUUUUGAUGUGGUUCGGGCCCAUGUCCCGAGAAUGACUCUUGAUGAUCUCUUUGAACAAAAGGGUGAAGUGGCAAAGGCUGUACUGGAUGAACUUGAAAAGGUAAUGGGAGCUUAUGGAUAUAAUAUUGAGCAGAUUCUUAUGGUUGACAUUAUACCUGAUUCUUUUGUGCGUAAAGCAAUGAAUGAGAUAAAUGCAGCUCAGAGGCUUCAACUUGCAAGUAUUUACAAAGGUGAGGCAGAGAAAACUAUCCUGGUGAAGAAAGCUGAAGCAGAGGCUGAGGCCAAGUAUCUGGGUGGUGUUGGUAUUGCCAAGCAGCGUCAAGCAAUAACAGAAGGUUUGAGAGCGAACAUCCUUAAUAUCUCCAAUAGCGUCUCUGGCACCUCGGCCAAGGAAGUGAUGGAUCUCAUUAUGGUGACCCAAUACUUCGACACCAUCAAGGAACUUGGGAAUUCGUCGAAGAAUACAACUGUGUUUCUGCCUCAUGGCCCCGGCCAUGUAAAAGAUAUAAGUGACCAGAUACGCAAUGGAACCAUGGAAGCAUCCUGCAGCAACUUAGGCCAUUGAUGCCUUGAUAUUGUUGCUCUUAGCUAAACCUUACAUUAAACAAGUUGAAGUUUUUUUUUUUCUCUACAGUGUGAUAAAGGCUUGAUGGUGAUGUUGUUGUUCAUUUCUGGAAUCCACUUAUCCUUUAUGUU
Molecule: messenger RNA, 1118 nt
Organism: Dendrobium catenatum
Lineage: Eukaryota; Viridiplantae; Streptophyta; Magnoliopsida; Asparagales; Orchidaceae
Product: hypersensitive-induced response protein 4
Exons: 5
Coding region: 115-987 (290 amino acids)
Source: RefSeq, a predicted model, not a curated record